GUUACCCCUCUCUGUUUAUUUUUUUUCAUCCACUUUCUCUUUUACGCACCCUCAUCUUCUCCCCCUUUUCUUCUUCUUCCACGCCCCUCCCCCUAGUUUCAGUACAGCAACGAGUGAGAACACAGAGAGCGAAACCAGUAGUGGUAAAGUUGGUAAGUUUUCUAGGGAGCAUAGUUCUCACUUUCUCGGUGUUGCAUAUUUUCCGGUGCUGGUGUGGCAGUUUUCCGGUGAAAACUUACGGUCAUGGAAAUACCCAGUAGUGGGUUUCAUGGCCAAGCUGAUAGAUAAAGGUGCUCUCUGUAUCUUUUUCCUUGGAUCAUCAACUCUAGGGCUCUCUCUUUACCUGAGGAAUUUCUCUGUAAAUCCACCAAAUCAAGGCAUUCUCGUGUUUGAUACUAAAUUCCGAAGCUUCCCUUUGCCUGGUUCAGCUAUUACUUGGAGCAAUGAUGGAAGAUGUUGCAGUAAUGAGAGGAGACAAACUGAUAUUGAGAGGGUUGAAGUUCCAUGGAUAUCAUGGGGUGAAGCCAGAAGAAAGGAAGCUGGGUCAGAAAUUCUUGGUGGACAUUGAUGCCUGGUUGGACCUUCGGCAGGCUGGUCAUUCUGAUUGUUUGUCAGAUACCGUUAGCUACACUGAUAUUUAUCGAAUAGUUAAAGAAGUUGUAGAAGGACCUCCUCAGAAUCUUCUAGAGUCGGUGGCUCAGCUUAUUGCGUCAAUCACUUUCACGAAGCACCCGCAGAUAUCUGCUAUUCGUGUGAAAGUUGGAAAGCCUCAUGUUGCUGUUCCUGGUUCUGUUGACUACCUGGGCGUUGAGAUUCUGAGAUACAGAAGUGUAGAUGUACCAAACUAAGCUUAUUUUUUACCCUUUCUUCCCCACUUUUUAUUUUAAAUGAAUGCAAAGGGAGAAAUGUAGGAGACAUUGUAGGGGGAUUGACUUCUAAUUUCUUGUUCUACUGUAAACAAUUUGUACGUUUCAUACAUUAUUCAUGCUACUUGAAAUUAAAACAGAAUGAAAUUAUUCUA
Messenger RNA from Corylus avellana, 1021 nucleotides. Its product is annotated as dihydroneopterin aldolase 2. Lineage: Eukaryota; Viridiplantae; Streptophyta; Magnoliopsida; Fagales; Betulaceae. Gene Ontology annotation, cellular component: cytoplasm. The record is from RefSeq and is a predicted model, not a curated record. Gene Ontology annotation, biological process: folic acid-containing compound metabolic process. Gene Ontology annotation, molecular function: dihydroneopterin aldolase activity.